AUGGAGGGAGUGUGUAAUCUUUCCAGCUCAUUCCAGGAGAACCUCAAGACUAUGGGCUACCAACAUGAAGAGCGGACUACAGAAACACCGGAAGGGCGCACAUGCAAUCCAAUACCCGAUCAAGAACGAUUUCUUCCCAUAGCCAAUGUUGCUCGUGUCAUGAAGCGAAUGAUACCAAGUAGUGGGAAAAUAGCGAAGGAUGCUAAGGAAUGUGUUCAAGAAUGCGUUUCUGAAUUCAUAUCGUUCAUCACUAGUGAAGCUAAUGAUAAGUGUAUGAGUGAGAAGAGGAAGACGAUAAGUGCUGAUGAUCUUCUGGAAGCGAUAAACAAUAUGGGCUUCGACAACUAUGUGGCUCCCCUUCAACUGUUUCUGGAAUAA
Messenger RNA from Cooperia oncophora, 378 nucleotides. The record is from the annotation of a GenBank genome assembly. Lineage: Eukaryota; Metazoa; Nematoda; Chromadorea; Rhabditida; Trichostrongylidae.